Messenger RNA from Equus quagga, 796 nucleotides. RefSeq lists its product as uncharacterized. NCBI's taxonomy places the organism in Eukaryota, Metazoa, Chordata, Mammalia, Perissodactyla, Equidae. The record is from RefSeq and is a predicted model, not a curated record. The transcript has 3 exons. Bases 1 to 657 code for a protein of 218 amino acids.
AUGGGGACACCGACUCGGACUCGCAGGCACAGACCAGGGACGUUUUUUGUUCCUGGAGCCCGAACGGUGGAGACAGGCCUCCCACCGAGGAUUGGCAAAGUCCAGUCCAGCCUUCCCCAGCGCAUCACCCUGGCUCCUCAGCCUGAAGUCCCACCAAGGCCCUGGUGUCUAAGCAGUGGAGGCCGCUGGAAUACCUCCCCACCCAACUGGGACUUGGUCUGGGCCUGGCAGAUUGACACGAAGGCCAAUAGUGAGGUAGGAAGAGGGUCACCUCUGGGUGCCGAGCCAGAGGCGGCCCUAAGACCUCAACCAGGCCUGGGGAAGGGGGACACCGCCUCUCGGGAGCCUCUCCGGGAGCAAGGGGCUCUUCUUGCCCAAGGUGUCCUGGAGCCCCCAGUGGUGCCCACGGGCCCCUCUGCACCCGGAUUUCCCGCGUCUUCCCGGGAAGAGCCAGGCGCGCCCAGCCCUGCCGAGUGUGUCCCCGCAGCUGGUGGCCGCAACAGGCGGUGGGCACCGCGGGCCAGACUCCCCUGGGGCCGCCCCACCCCCGCCCGCCACAGCGACAGUCUGCGCCGGUCCUGCUGCUCUUCGAGCCCAGCCAGCGUGGGCGCGCGCUCUCCCUUUGUCUCCCCGCGGCGCGGAGGAAGGCGCUCUUAGAGGCCGGGCUGUCGUGUUCACACAGGCGCGCACGGAAUCCCGAAGCAGGGCCUGUGUUUAGUCUGUCUCGCUGACGUCCUUCCCGAACAGAUGGGAAGAGGAAACGAUUCUCUUAGCCGUUUUUCCCUGCACGGUACCC